AGCGGCGGCGGUGAGCGAGGCUGUGCGGAGCGGUGCUGUGUCCUCACGCGAUUGCCGCGUGUUUCGGUUUGUUAAGAGUUGCAGCUUAGUGCCCGAGCGGGGAGCCCGCCAGCGAGGCUGUAUUUUGGCACAUCUCGGAGCCAGACGAGACUUGUUUAAUUUGCAAAGUCUCGCUGCUGCUGCUGCAGCUCCGUGUAAUUUUCCUCUCUUGCUGAAAGUCCUCUGGAAACGCUGCAAAAGGCGAUGAAUAUGCAAAGCGCGGCGCUCAGCUCCGAACCCGGCGCGUCCUCGGAGACUUCAGAACGCCCCAAGUGAUGGAGAUGUAUUAUGAAACGGUUCUGUCAUCCGUGAUGGCGUCAGCGCUACCCAGAACCCUUGGGGAACUGCAGCUGUAUCGAAUACUACAAAAAGCAAAUCUCUUGUUCUACUUCGAUGCCUUCAUUCAGCAGGGUGGUGAUGACGUCCAGCAGCUCUGUGAAGCCGGUGAAGAGGAGUUUUUGGAGAUAAUGGCUCUGGUAGGCAUGGCGAGCAAGCCGCUUCACGUGCGACGGUUGCAGAAGGCCCUGAGGGACUGGGUGACAAACCCUGGUCUUUUUAACCAGCCUCUCACUUCCUUACCAGUCAGCAGCAUUCCGAUCUAUAAACUGCCAGAAGGGUCUCCUGCGUGGCUGGGGAUAUCCUGCAGUAGUUACGAACGGAACAGCGCUGCCAGAGAGCCUCACUUGAAGAUUCCGAAAUGCGCUGCCACAACUUGCGUGCAGAGCGUGGGUGCGAGCAAAUCUGAUGUGGUGGGGAGCUUAUCACUACAGAGCAGCAGCGAGCCGAGGCUCUGGCAAGGACACCACACGACAGAGAGCGAGCAUAGCCUUUCCCCGGCUGACCUCGGCUCUCCCGCUUCACCAAAGGAGAACAGCGAGACGCUGGAUGCUGCUGCUGCUCUGUCAGUUGCUGAAUGCGUAGAACGCAUGGUUCCCUCCUUGCCCAAAAGUGACUUGAAUGAAGUCAAGGAGUUACUGAAAACAAAUAAGAAACUGGCAAAGAUGAUUGGUCACAUCUUUGAGAUGAGCGAUGAGGACCCUCACAAAGAGGAGGAAAUCAGGAAGUACAGUGCAAUAUAUGGCAGAUUUGACUCAAAAAGAAAGGAUGGCAAGCAUCUUACUCUCCACGAGCUAACAGUUAACGAAGCAGCUGCUCAGCUGUGUGUGAAAGAUAACGCGCUGCUGACCAGGAGAGAUGAACUCUUCGCGCUAGCUCGGCAGAUCUCUCGAGAAGUUACGUACAAGUAUACUUACAGGACCACCAAAUCUAAAUGUGGAGAAAGGGAUGAACUGUCACCAAAGAGAAUCAAAAUAGAGGAUGGUUAUCCUGACUUCCAGGACGCAGUCCAGACGCUCUAUCAGCCAGACAAAAUGCCGCUUGCUUUGGCUAAGGGAAAGAGUGAGGAUUCGGCAGCUCUGAAUUCCCAGUCUGAAAAGGUGAUGGCAAAACAGAUGGAGUUUCUCUGCAACCAGGCUGGAUUAGAGAGACGUCUUUCCACAGGGUGUUACAGGCAAAACUCAGAAGAGCACAGCCCCAAUGGCAUGUCAUUAGAUAAUGUUGAUGGACAAGGUGAAAGGCCGCUGAAUCUCCGGAUGUCAAAUCUUCCCAGUAGACAGUUGCAGCACAUUGCACUUGAUGGAGAGCAGCACGUUGGAAAACCUCUGUGCAGUGAAUUGAUCCGGCUUUACCCUGGUGGUGAGGCUAAGUCCCAGUCCUCAGAAGGCCUUGGUAUCUUAAAGGAUUUUCCUCACUCAGCUUUUAACAACAUUGAAAGGAAGGUCAUCAAAACAGAACCUGAGGACACAAGAUAGUCAUCCUGUUCUGGAAACCAGUGUCAUAAUAAGGAAUGAAACUUCACGAGAGAAGGAAAAACAGCCUUAAUAACCAGUGUUGCCUCAUUCAAAUAAGAGAUUUCAAUAGCCAAAGCAUAAGAACUGGUCCAGUAAUCUGUGGAAACAGAAAAGCAAAAGACACUGCAAACUAAACAGUAAUACAGGUGGAUAAACAUUCCUGUUAAAGUGGUUUUAUAACGUGGAAAGAUUCACAAAUUAAUAUUGUGGGUCUACAUUAUUUAAGAAUGUAUUAUGUAUUUGUAUAACUUAUCAAAGUAAAUCUAGAUGUUGGGACAUGUAUAGAGUCUAGUAGAUGUGGCUACAGUUCAUUUUACUUGAAAUUUCAGUGUCUACUUUAAGUGUACCUAGCAUAGACCUGGUUGUUAAACAUUAGAAUUACAAAUCCUUGGAGAAGUAGGAACGUGAACAUCGUGACACAGUAAACAGCAAGUUUGCAACAGUGUUUGUAGGAAAAAAGGAAGAUGGAAAAAAUAUCUUCUGGUUUAAAAUGUUAUGUGGAUAUAGCGUUCGGUAGACCUAGAGCCCAGUUCUGUAUCAUAGCAGAUGUUCUUGACACUUACUAUUGUUACAUCACUUUUAAUGGUUUCAGCAGCCUUUGUAUAGUGCAUUUACAGUAGACUACCUAUCUACAGUUCAGGAGUGUAGAACAUGCCAAUUAAAAUAUGGAAGAGUCCAUAUUAGAGGUUCCCAAUUUGAUGUGAAAAAUGUAACCGUUGGAUAUACCUUCAGUUUAUCAGUCAGUUUCAGUGCAAUUGCUGAAGUUGCUCCUGAUAUGCAGUAAGAUCUUUUGGAGGAGAGAGAUGAGGGACGACGUCUUCAGAAUGUGACUCCUUAUCAAGUGUUGUCCAGCCCACGUGAUUCUAUGAAUACACCGUAUACUGCAUACAGUAUGCCAAUACUUUUCUUUAUGUGUGUGUUGAAGUAACAUCCGUAUUCUUUAUUUAUUUGACAGUUUUUAUUUUUUUUUGUACAUUUUCACUUUUGCAGAUGUCAUUUUAUCUAAGGACAAAUAAUGGGCUUAAAACGUUGGAGUUUCCCAUGCUGCGUUUGUGUGCAUCCAUCUUUCCUCUGUGCACCUCCCGCGUUAAGGAUUGCUUUCCUGCAGUCAGAAUAGUGACAUGCCUUAGUUUCUGAAUGCAGUUUUUUCCUACAGCGUUUUCUGGAGGAGUGAAGGAGGGUUAAAAGACAUAAGUUACCGUGCAGUGGGUAGAUUUCCACGUUCAGGUGUGUAUUUCAUGUCUGCAGUUGGCUCUGUGUCGUAGCUGUGUAUUAAUUCAGUCACAGUCCAUCGUGCCCAAGUGCUCAGCGAAAUGUGAGCUGAAAUGUCUACACUGCAGUCUCUUAUCACUGUAAACAUACCUAAUUAUUUUAUCACUUUUGAUUUGUGGAACAAAGCUUUAUAGUAGAAACACCGGUAAACAACUUUUUAUACUAUUAAAAUGGUUUUUUUUUUAAUUGUUUCUUGAACUGUAUGGUACUGUUUCACUUCCUGAAGUAUCUUACUUCAAGUGAUGGCGUUUGCAGCUUUGCUGUUAGAAAUAAGAGAUUGAAUGUGUAGUUAUAUUUCCUCUUUCCUGUUGUGUGAGCUAGUAGUAUGGAUAAUUCUUUGGCUUGUAACGUUAGCCAGUGCACUGGUUAGUAGCUGAGUAGUUUUCAUAAGAAUAUAUGGAACUUGCUAAAGGACAGCUUAAGGUUUGAACUAUACAGCUUGAGUAAUAGAGCAGCAAGCCUUGAGAGAUUCAGGAAAUGCUCUUUUUGUCAACAUCUCAACUGUUGUGUGUGGAUCACAGAAGAAGCUCUUAAGCUUGCUGGUCUUUUCAGUUGGAGUGAGAGGAAGGAGGAAGAGCAGCAGCACGCUGUUUCAGUUGAGUCCAGAACUUAUUUUGUAAACACUAAUGUAUUAAAUUUGCUAUAAAUUAAAGAACAUAACAGUUAUAUUUUUGAGUUGUAAAUACAGUACUCUGUGUCACAACCCCUUGGUUAUCUCUAGAACGAUAUUUCAGUUUAGAAGUCCAACAGGCCAUUUCAGUCUCAGCAAGCUGGAAGCAAUUUUUUUACUGGUUUGCAGCUCUACCUUUUUUGUUUUGUUUUGUUUUUUAAACCCUGAGAGUGGAGAUGGGGAGGAGGGUGGGGGGGUUUAAUACAUUCCACAAUUGCACAUAAGUUUGGUAAUAGCAGAUAUUCAAGCGUUGGUCUUUCCAUGACAAAGAUCUUGGUGGACUGCAACUUGGCUGUUCAGUGGAGUCAGGGGGAAGGUUCACCCGCAUCUGCUCUGGGCAGGUUGCUGGAUUCAGGGUACUCUGGAUCAGAGGCCAGCCCUGCAAAUGAUGCCUGUUCUUAUUCACAUGUUUAUAUUGUUGCUACAAAAUAAAAUUCACCGUGAGAACUC
Messenger RNA from Tympanuchus pallidicinctus (lesser prairie-chicken), 4281 nucleotides. It is a transcript of the gene NAB1, whose product is annotated as NGFI-A binding protein 1. Gene Ontology annotation, biological process: negative regulation of DNA-templated transcription. The coding region runs from base 315 to 1850 and encodes 511 amino acids. The record is from RefSeq and is a predicted model, not a curated record. Gene Ontology annotation, cellular component: nucleus. The transcript has 8 exons. NCBI's taxonomy places the organism in Eukaryota, Metazoa, Chordata, Aves, Galliformes, Phasianidae. Gene Ontology annotation, molecular function: transcription coregulator activity; transcription factor binding.